This is a messenger RNA of Lycium ferocissimum, 1704 nucleotides long. RefSeq lists its product as uncharacterized. The coding region runs from base 193 to 1419 and encodes 408 amino acids. Lineage: Eukaryota; Viridiplantae; Streptophyta; Magnoliopsida; Solanales; Solanaceae. The record is from RefSeq and is a predicted model, not a curated record. The transcript is spliced from 5 exons.
AUCAUUUUCUCAACCUUCUCAUCGAAGGAACUUAUUCUGUCAUUAUCAGUCCUUCCGUACCCUUUCGUCUCCCUUGGCCAAAAAGUAAGCGAAACAAUGUGAGAAUGACAAGACAUUAUUAUUGAAAGGCUAUACUAUCCUUGUUCACCAUUUUCCUUUCAAAAUUCUAACCCUAUCACUUGUUGUUCAGCAAUGAAGUUCGGAUUUUCGUCUUCGGGCGAUACAGUUACCGGAAACUCGGCUAUAGCAAUGCCUAGUACAACUUGCACUUUUUUCACUUUUCCUCCAGAACCUUGCGAUUCUACUUCCUUGCCGGUUGCCGGACCCUCUGUUACAACGCCUUCGUGGCUGUUCGGAGGGAGUUUCGUUUCAACUGCUGCUUCUACUGAUACCGCUACUAUGCCUUGGUUUACGAAUGCCAGCUCAUCAACAGCCACGUCAUCGUCUUCGGUUUCGACAAUUACUACUGCUACAGUAACAGCCACGUCCACAUCAACCGUCUCUGCGACGGAAUUUGUAACUGUCCCUGAUAGUUGCCCCCCCGAGAAGGACGAGGUUGCUGCAAUUUUGGCAAGGCAACGUAAGAAGUUUUUGUCCUGCCAAGCUGCUAGGCCAGCUCAAGGCAGAGGGGAAAAUGAAAGGCACGCUUGGGUCUUUGGAGCCACGGGGUUUGAAAGUACAAGCUCAAACAAGCCCGUCGGUGAUGCUGCUCAUAUACCUGCUGCUAUUGCUGAACAGAAGUAUGGAGAGUCCAAGCCCUGCAGUGUUCCCAGCUCGCAGCCUGCUGGGGAGGAGGAGCCUUACCUUCCACCUGUCGAUCUUCCGGACUCAACAAUCGAUAUGUGGGUACAGGUUGUCGCGAAUAAGAAGACAGAUCAAGAGGUCACUGAAGAGGGGCUUAGUCACUUUUACGAUGGCAUCAACUAUUUCUGUCUUCUGUCUGAACGCCUUCAAGUAGUCACUGACAAGUAUAACGAGGUGGUAAAAGCCUGUAGGAAGCUCGAGGACUCUGAAAGGGAGAGGCUUGAACAUGAGUUGCAUGGGGCUGCAAACACAAUAACCACUCUCACUGAUGAGAAGGAAUCCCUUUUGCAGGUCCAGAUGAUCCUUCACCAGAAGAUUUUCGAGCUUACAAAGGAAUUGAAGGAGGCCGGUCCUGCUGCUAUCCAGAAAUACAAGGCCUCCUCUUUGUACAGAGAGGAACUCAUGGAGUAUGCUGCUCCUUACAUGGGAAAAGGGGUGAAGCUGGCCGUAGAGAAGAUCAAGGCUAAAGACCCCACGUUUGACCCGAAGAUCUACGGCCUGGAGAUGUACAUUCUUCCUCCUGAAGCUGAUUACGACAAAUUCUCAUCAAACAAGGAAGGUGAUGGUGGUGUUGAUCAGGAUCAGAAUGAGGUGAAGCCAAGUGCUGCAGCUUGAACAUUUGGUGGAAGGAGCAAGUUUAUGAGAUUUUGUUCAUAGAUGUGUCGUUGACGUAACUGCCGAAGAUGGUAAUGAUCCCCCGAGCUUAGCAUGAAGCUCUUUUUGUUUUACCUAUGCUUAGCCAAUGCUACUUUUUUGGCUACUCUGUCUCUGUAACUAGUAUGUUUUGCUGCUGCAUGGAAAUUUAUGGAGGUGUUAUUAUGGAGGUGUUAAUAGAGUAUGUAAUGAAUGUGCUAAGAUCAUGUCUCUGCAGUAUAUGAGAUGUUACUUUUGUCUGUGCAA